AUGAGUACUCCUCAAACCAUAACUCCUGCCAAAACCUUCAAAUUUCCCCGCGAACACUCAUUCCCUCCUUUCUUCACCCUCCAACCCACCUCCGCGACACUACACGCGCAACUUCGCAAAUGGAGCGAUUUGAUCCUCUCUUAUUUCGCCUUUUACCGGCUAUUUCGUCUCACAAUUUCUACAUUAUUAUCUUCUGAGUUAUUUAAAAAUGAGAGGAUCAAUAGGAGGUUGGAUGAGGAGGCAUUGAGAGAGGUGUUGGAGUUUAUGAGGAAGGAGGGGAGGGUGGAGUGGAUUGGGGGGAGUGGGAGUGGGAGUGGGAAAGUGGGAGGAGAUGUUUGUUGGGUUUGGUGGAGGAAGGUAGAUGAGUGGGCAAGGAUUAUUGAGGAGUGGGUUGAUGAGACAGGCCAGAGAGGGAGCGUCUUGACACUUUAUGAGUUGGUUGAGGGGGAGGGCGGCAGGGGUGCAGAGUUCCACGGCCUGGAUGCGGAAAUUUUACAAAAAGCUUUGGCAAUAUUGGUGAAGAAGGGCAAGGCACAAGUUUUUGGACAGGAGGAUCAACAGGGAGUGAAAUUCUUUUGA
Sclerotinia sclerotiorum 1980 UF-70 is the source of this 579-nucleotide messenger RNA. RefSeq lists its product as hypothetical. Gene Ontology annotation, biological process: protein transport to vacuole involved in ubiquitin-dependent protein catabolic process via the multivesicular body sorting pathway. Lineage: Eukaryota; Fungi; Ascomycota; Leotiomycetes; Helotiales; Sclerotiniaceae. Gene Ontology annotation, molecular function: protein homodimerization activity; structural molecule activity. Gene Ontology annotation, cellular component: ESCRT II complex. The record is from RefSeq and is a predicted model, not a curated record. The transcript is spliced from 2 exons. The coding region runs from base 1 to 579 and encodes 192 amino acids.